GUAUAUAUAUUUAUUUUACAUAACCAUGGCAAAAGGUAUCCGUGCGAAGUCGUUGCGGAGAUAUCGCACAGCUAAACGUCAUGUUAUCAACGAACUCGUUGAGUUACCCUUAGUAAAGGAAGCAAAUCGCAAAGUCCGCCUUCUUCAAUGUGGUAUUGAUAUAACCCCGGAGAUCAAGCCAAAUAAAUUUCUUGAACCAGAUAAUCCUGAUGCUGUGUUUCCCCAACGUGUGGUUAAGCCUGCAAUAGAUCUCCGAUCGGAGGCUUUGCCAUAUUCAGGUCUUGCUGGUAUGUAUAACAGGCGUAAAUUUAGCCCUGAGGAGAUUCGUGAGAGUCAGUAUCUCUCUGUUGUUCAGGGUCAUUUGUUACCACCUCAAGGUGAAAUCGCAAUGUCUAUAGAUGAGGCCCCUGUUUCUAUAAGUAGUACAGCGCGUGAGGGUAACUACAAGCGUGGCAAGGCUCACGCUCAUGCUGCUAAGAAGUUAAAGUCCAUCAAGAAGCGAAAGUGAUAAAACUGUUUCUUAAGAUUGAAAAUACGC
Babesia bovis T2Bo is the source of this 538-nucleotide messenger RNA. RefSeq lists its product as uncharacterized. Bases 26 to 508 code for a protein of 160 amino acids. NCBI's taxonomy places the organism in Eukaryota, Apicomplexa, Aconoidasida, Piroplasmida, Babesiidae. The record is from RefSeq and is a predicted model, not a curated record. The transcript is spliced from 4 exons.